AUGCAUAUUGAGAAAAAUAUAUGUGAUAACGUGUUGGGAACUUUGCUCAAUAUUGAUGGGAAAACCAAAGACUCCACCAAUGCACGUAGGGAUUUGGCUAAUCUUGGACUAAGAAAAGAAUUGCAUUUACAACAUGAUGGCAAUCGUAUUUCUAUGAGUCUUGGUUUCUACAUGUUAAAUUUAAAUGAGCGAAGAAAAUUUUGUGCAUGGUUGUCAGUGAAAUUCCAGGAUGGUUUUGCCUCAAACAUUGCACGAUGUGUUAGUGUUAGUGAUGGAAAAAUCAAAGGAAUGAAGAGCCAUGAUUGUCAUAUCUUUAUGCAAGAACUAUUGCCGGUUGUUAUUGGUGGGUUCCUAUGGCCUUAUGUGUGUCAAGCCUUAAUAAACUUAAGCUCGUACUUCAAAGAAUUAUGUUCACGAACUUUGGACCUAUCAGUGUUGCAUCAGCUUCAAGCAAAUAUUCCUAUUAUCUUUUGUAAAUUGGAAAUGAUAUUCCCUCCCGCAUUUUUUGAUAUCAUGGUGCACCUAGCCAUUGAUUUGCUAGAGGAGACAUUGCUAGCAAGACUCGUGCAAUAUAGAUGGAUGUACCCUUUUAAAAGGUAUCUAAGGAAGUUCAAGCGGUACGUUCGCAACAGAGCCUGUCCAGAAGGCUCAAUUGCUGAGGCAUAUGUUCAUCUCGAGUGUCUUACAUUUUGCUCUAUUUAUCUUCGCGAUAUUGAGACUAGAUAUAACCGAGAGGAACGCAACAGUGACGUUGCGAAUGAGUUGGGAAAUGAGCCUUGUUUAUCUGUUUUCUCACAAAAGGUUCGACCACUAGGGACAGUAAGCUCUAAGAAAUUGUCUGACACACUAAUGAGAAAGGCCCGAUGGGAGCACCAUAACAUAUUGAAAGAAGAGGACCCUCAUAACAUCAAUCGUAGGCAUCGGAGUCAAUUCCCAUCAUGGUUCAAAUCACGUCGUGCAAUUAGGCCAAGUGAAGUAAUCAAUGACAUAUAUGCAUUAGCAUGUGGUCCUGAUCCGUGGGUCGCAUCAUAUGCCGGAUGCAUAAUGAAUGGAGUUCGUUUCCAUACGAAAGAGCGUGAAAGGCAUCGCCGCACCCAAAAUAGCGGAGUGGUGGUUUAUGGCGAGCACAAUGGAUCCCCUAUUGACUUCUAUGGAGUGUUGCAUGAUAUUAUAGAAUUACGCUAUAUGGGUCGGUGCAAGGUUUAUUUGUUUAGUUGUGCUUGGUAUGACGUUGGCGACUCGAGGAGGGGGAUACGUGUGAGGGACCACUUGACGAUAGUGAAUACUGCUAGGCACAUGUAUAAAGAUGAGCCUUUCGCCCUUGCAUGCCAAGCAUUGCAAGUGUUUUAUCUCACGGAUCUAACAUUGGGGGGAAGUUGGCAGGUUGUACAUAAGAUUACAAAUAGGAAUGUUUACAACAUUCACUUGAUGACUAUUGUUGAUGAUGAGAAUGGUGAUGACGACUCGUCUGGGGGUGAAGCAGAAGAUGAUGUUCACACAGAUCUCCAUAACUAUCCCCCUAUCCUCGAGAGUGAAUCAGCCAUGGGCAAUCUAUUGAAUCGAGUUGAUGAAGAGAAUUUGCCCGUUGAUCCAGCAAUCAUAUCACGUCGAGUCCCGUCCGAAUCAGUUGACAAUGAUUCAUUUAUCGAUGAUGACCCAUUAGAUGAUGAGUUGGGGAUGGAUGACAUAAAUGACGAUGAUAACUCCAGUAGCGAGUCUGGGCAACAUCUUUAUGAGGAGACAGAUGUAUUGAAUAUGUUAAUUUAA
Molecule: messenger RNA, 1767 nt
Organism: Juglans microcarpa x Juglans regia
Lineage: Eukaryota; Viridiplantae; Streptophyta; Magnoliopsida; Fagales; Juglandaceae
Exons: 3
Coding region: 1-1767 (588 amino acids)
Source: RefSeq, a predicted model, not a curated record